This is a messenger RNA of Pangasianodon hypophthalmus (striped catfish), 3474 nucleotides long. RefSeq names its product E3 ubiquitin-protein ligase TRIM39. NCBI's taxonomy places the organism in Eukaryota, Metazoa, Chordata, Actinopteri, Siluriformes, Pangasiidae. The transcript has 8 exons. The coding region runs from base 124 to 1911 and encodes 595 amino acids. Gene Ontology annotation, molecular function: zinc ion binding; protein binding. The record is from RefSeq and is a predicted model, not a curated record.
AGAGAAAUGAAAGUGAAACUGAUUUGAAUUAUAAACAUUUCUGUCGUUUCCUGGGCUAAAGGUUUCACCACUACCACGUAUUUACUGUUGCAUUCUGGGACCUCAAACACAAACCACUGAGUCAUGGCUUUCUCCAGCAGUUUUCUGUCUGAAGAGCAGCUGCUGUGUUCGAUCUGUCUGGAUGUGUUCACUGAUCCAGUCACCACUCCAUGUGGACACAACUUCUGCAAAAAAUGCCUUGCAGAGUAUUGGGAUAGCAGUGACCAUUGUCAGUGUCCACUGUGUAACAAGAGUUUUGAGACGAGACCCGAUCUGUCCAUAAACACUUUGAUAUCUGAAACAGCUGCUCAGUUUAAACAAUCAGUUAAAGUGAAUACUGCCAACGCUACAGAGGAAAAUGCCUGCACAUCAACUAAGGUGUCGUGUGAUGCCUGCACUGGUGUCAAACAGAUCUCUGUGAGGUCAUGCCUUAAUUGUGGCGCAUCCUACUGCGAGAUUCAUCUAGCGCCUCAUAAGAAUAUACAAAACCUGAAGAAACACAAACUAAUAAACCCUGUGGAGAACCUGGAGGACUACAUAUGCCAGAAACAUGAGAGACCUCUAGAGCUGUUCUGUAGAGAUGAUCAGACGUGUGUGUGUCAGUUCUGUACUGAAGGAGAUCACAAGAAUCACAACACUGUUCCUGUAGAGGAGGCGAAUGCUGAAUUGAAGGCUUGCUUGAAAAAAACGCAAACAGAAGUGCAGCAAAUGAUCCAGGAGAGGUUAGAGAAGACUGAAGAGAUUAAGCAUUCGCUGGAGCUCAGCAAAAAAAGCACAGAGGAAGAGAUUUCACAAGGUGUUGAAGUCUUCACUGCUCUGAUUCGCUCCAUUGAGAGAAGUCAGGCUGAGCUGCUCGAGGUGAUGGAGGAGAAGCAGAAUGCAGCAGAGAGGCAGGCUGAAGGACUCAUUAAAGAGCUGGAGCAGGAAAUCACUGUGCUAAAGAGGAAAGAUUUACAUUUGGACCAGCUCUCAAAUGCUGAAAACUAUCUCCAAAAAAUUCAGAUUUACUCCUCCAUGUGCAGCCCUCCACACACCAAGAACUGGACUGAGAUCAGUAUUAACACUGAUCUCAGCAGGGAGACUCUGAGAACAUCUCUGUCUCAUCUUCACAAAGAGCUCAACAAUGAAAUGGAUAAAGAAAUGCAAAAAUUAAAGCAGAUGAGUCAGCAGAAGGCAGAAGCCUUUAGCAUGAACCAGACACAACUGCUGCUGCUACUGUUACUGUCAGCGGCUUUCCUUGUACCAGUGUCAAAUGCGAUAUGGAUUCAGAUUUAUGCAGUGGAUGUGACACUGGAUCUUGAUACAGCAAGUAAAUAUCUCAUCGUGUCUCAAGACGGGAAAGAAGUGAGGAGUGAGGACACAUGGAUCAAUGUCCCAUACAACCCAAAAAGAUUUGUUCAUGAUCCUUAUGUUCUAGCAAAGGAGGGUUUCUCCUCAGGGAGAUUUUAUUAUGAGGUGCAGGUCAGGGGGAAAACAGAGUGGGAUCUUGGAGUAGCCAGAGAGUCUAUUAGCAGGUAUGGGAAGAUUUAUCCAAAUUAUAAAGGUGGGACUUGGUCUAUGAUUCAGAGACAUGGCAGUGACUACAGUGCUUGUGCUGGUUCUUGUGUCAGGCUCACUCUAAGAGAGAAGGUGGAGAAGGUGGGGGUGUUUGUGGAUUAUGAGGAGGGUCUGGUGUCCUUUUAUGAUGCUGAGGCCAGGUCUCAUAUUUACUCUAUAACUGGUCAGUCUUUUACUGAAAAACUCUAUCCAUUCUUCAGUCCAGGUCUUACAUAUGACAAUGGAAACUCAGCACCACUGAUCAUCUAUGAUGGGUAUAAAUACCUGAUUACACUGAGACAGUUUUUCUCUACAACAAUACAGCAAUGGUUUUAAAGUCCAUGUUAGCUUGAUUUCAAAUGGUAAAAACUAAAUAAGGAUCAGUGGCGUUAAAGUGGAUUAAAGUAUAUAUUUCUAACUAAAAUUUGAUUAUAACUACAAGCUAUAAAACUCCUUUUUUCUGCCUGAUCAGAAGCAUGUGGAUGCGUUAGAUCACUGAUUGAUAAUUGCUCCUGACAAUGUAAAUAACUCAUGCAGUGCUUGGGCUUGAAUCUCCUUGUACCACAGAAGCAUAUAGGAAAGACCACACUCAUUUUUACACACAAGUCAUGAACGCAAGUGGUGUGUUAUAGUAUCGUCUACAGUAUAGUGCUUGUGGAAAGUGGGUAAAUCAGCUCAUUUACAUUUUUUCACAUUUAAUAACUGUGAAGUGCAGCAAGAUCAUAUUAACUUGAACGUCAAAAUUAAUCUAUUUUUCCAUUUAUAACCUUGUGAGAUUUUAUUAUACAAAUGUGGAAAACCAAGAAAAAAAGAAGUAAUUAUUUAUUCAUGUCAUUCAUGACAAUGUCCAGGGACUUUCUAAAAAGUGUGUAGUUUAAUAAAAAGUUUUCAUAGAGAUAAGAGCUCAGAGCAGGAUACUCAAACACAGAAGGUUACAGUAACUUUAUACUCUCAAUUCUCAUGUUACAGGCAAAAGAGUACUAAGUAUAAAAUACAUCACAAAGUUGUAACUGAAAACAUAUUAUGCCGGUGUCAUAAUGCUUUAUAAUGCUUAUGCCAUUUGGCUGCCAAACACACGUUGUUAAACUGGAUUAACUUGUUGCAUUUUGUGUAUUCAGGCCCAACCCAUCAUAAGUCGUUUUCAUACCUGUAGUGGGGUAUGUGUACUUUUAUACUACUAAAAAGUAAAAUUCCUUCACGCCAGUCGUCUGUUUCUCAUCACAAACUCCGAUGAUGUCCUGUCAAUCUGGCUAGUAGCCAAAAAAGUGGACAUAUGACCUUUUCCCUUUUUAAUUCCACAACUGUUGAGUACAUAGGAGAUGUUGAUGCAGUCUGUCAAUGCUGUUGUAAAGAUGUCAUUGAAAUGUUACAUUUUAAAGGUCAUAGAAUAGUCAGCUUUGCUGUAAGCCAAUAACUAAAAUGGUACAAACUAACUUAUACUAAACAGGCCAGGAGAACAUGUCCUACUGCUGUGAAUAGCUUUAUCUAGUUAGUUACAGUAAAUUAUAUUAUAGCAAUAUUAAUGUUCUCAUUGUAAUAAGUUACAAGGGACACACAGGGACUAGUAACGGUGCUCGGCUUGCGCAACAUGCCACAUCACACCCUUUCGUGUGUUAUUUUUGUAUAGCAGCACUAUCUGUCGUUAUUCUUUACAUAUUAGACAAGCGAAUGUUACAUGGAAAUGCUUUAGGAUUACAAUUCCAAUUUCAGUUCAUUUCAAUACAGUUAAUUUCUAAAUUGUUCUGUUUCUGUGUUCACUGCUGUCUGUGGUAAGAAGCUCUAUUUUGUAUAUUGUCUAAAUAACUGUAAAACACUGUUUAUUAGGUGAGCUAGAAAAUAUUUACUUUGAGCACAGCAGGACUAAGAAGGAAAGAGGGAUGCUAUACUUUACUUUUUUUG